This is a messenger RNA of Thlaspi arvense, 3033 nucleotides long. The record is from the annotation of a GenBank genome assembly. Lineage: Eukaryota; Viridiplantae; Streptophyta; Magnoliopsida; Brassicales; Brassicaceae.
UUCUUUUCGACGUCAGACUUUUGUUUUUGCCUUCACCUAUUUUUCUGUUGACAAACUAAUCUUUUAUUUUCCUCAUCAGCCGAAUAAUAUCUCUUAUAUUUUUUUUCUUAUAUUCCUUUCUCUGCUAAUUAACAACUGGCUGGUUACUCUAGAAAAUCAUUUUCUCUUUUGCGCAUAAGUCAACUCUCUCUCUCUCUUCCUUCUCUUCUCUUCUCUUCUCUUUCCCUGUCUUUUCACUUUCUGCCAUGAAUGAGCAAACUCCGAUUGUAAUCGCAGUGUAAAUUUCCAAAACCGUCUAUUGACCUUGAUUUUCAGGGAAACUUGUAAUUUCUAUUCUUCUGGGUUGAAAUUUCCUUGAUGGGCAACGGAGUGACAAAACUGAGUACAUGUUUCACUGGCGGAGAUCGUUGCCGGCAAAAAGACAUCUCCGUUCUGCUUCCGGAUCCUCUAGACGAAGGUCUAGGUCACUCUUUCUGCUAUGUGCGACCCGACCCGACUCUACUUACUUCCUCAAAAGUCCAUUCAGAGGAAGAAACGACCAUGUUCCGCACAAUCUCCGGCGCCUCCGUCAGCGCCAACGCCGCAACACCUCUCUCCACAUCUCUCUACGAUCCGUACGGUCACAUCGACCGCGCCGCCGCAUUUGAGAGCACCACGUCGUUUCCGUCGAUUCCUCUGCAGCCAAUCCCUAAGAGCUCCGGCGGCCCGACCGUCUUGGGUUCGGGCCCAAUCGAAAGAGGGUUCCUUUCAGGUCCGAUCGAGAGGGGUUUCAUGUCGGGUCCGCUUGAUCGGGUCGGGCUGUUCUCAGGCCCGCUUGACAAGCCCAGCUCCGAUCAUCAGUUCCAGCGUAGCUUCUCCCAUGGUCUAGCUUUGCGGGUCGGGUCAAGAAAAAGGUCUCUGGUUCGGAUCCUCCGUCGAGCAAUCUCUAAAACGAUGUCAAGAGGGCAGAACUCGGUCGUUGCUCCGAUCAAAUCAUCCAAAGAGUCCGAUUGGGGAAUCAGGUCGGAGAAAAGCCGGAACCUGCAGCAGCACAACGAGAAUCUCACUGUGAAUAGCUUGAACUUUAGCAGCGAAGGAACCAUAGACGACGACGUUUCGCUGGAAAGCCAGAACCUUCAGUGGGCUCAGGGAAAGGCCGGUGAGGAUCGAGUACACGUGGUUGUUUCGGAGGAGCACGGUUGGCUUUUCGUCGGAAUAUACGACGGAUUCAACGGUCCAGAUGCGCCGGAUUACCUACUCUCUCAUCUAUAUCCUGCGGUACAUCGGGAGCUCAAAGGCUUGUUAUGGGACGAUCCAAACAUCGAAUCCAAACCCCAGAAUUCUUCUUUAGAAGUCGAUCUUGAGAGAUCUUGCGGUGAUGAAUCGUGUUCGAAUCAGGACAAUAAUAAUCCUUGUGAGCGUUGGUGGAGAUGUGAGUGGGAUCGAGAAAAUGAAGAUCUUGGCCGUCGAUUAAAGGAGCAAAUCAACCGGAGAAGUGGGUCGGAUAAGUUGCCGGCGGCGACGAACCAUUCGGAAGUUCUACAGGCUCUGUCACAAGCUCUGAGGAAGACGGAGGAAGCGUAUCUAGACACUGCAGAUAAGAUGCUGGAUGAAAAUCCUGAGCUAGCUUUAAUGGGUUCUUGUGUUCUGGUGAUGCUGAUGAAAGGUGAAGAUAUUUAUGUGAUGAAUGUCGGCGAUAGUAGAGCUGUGCUUGGUCAGAAAUCAGAACCGGAUUACUGGUUAGCGAAGAUAAGACAGGACUUGGAACGGAUCAACGAAGAAACGAUGAACGAUUUGGAAGGUUGUGAGGGAGAUCAAUCCUCUUUAGUCCCAAAUUUAUCGGCUUUUCAGCUCAGUGUUGAUCACAGCACAAACGUAGCAGAGGAAGUUGAGAGAAUCAGAAACGAGCACCCUGAUGAUGAUACCUCAGUGACGAAUGAACGAGUUAAAGGCUCCUUGAAAGUCACAAGAGCAUUCGGUGCCGGUUUCCUCAAGCAGCCUGAAGGGGAUCCAGCUCAGCAUCUUGUACAAGAGCUUUUGUUUAGAGCCGCUAAGAAAGCUGGUAUGGAUUUCCAUGAAUUGCUUGAAAUACCACAAGGCGAACGGAGACGGUACCACGAUGAUGUUUCUAUAUUAGUGAUCUCUUUAGAAGGAAGGAUGUGGAAAUCAUACCAUAUAAAAAAGAAACAGUCCACUUUAGUGGCGUUGGGUCAACAUCGACAAUCAAUCAACGUCCGUACAAAAUUUAUCGAGCGCGUGAUCCAUCCAACGUUUUCAAGAUUUGCAAAGCCAAUCAUGAAUGGCAAAGCGUAUUCCGUGGUUGGGAGUGAGAUGCAGACGACUAAGGUUCAGAUUGGUCAUCGGAGAGGAUGGGGCACAAGUAGAAAGAUGGAACAGCUCGUUCUUCUGGAACAUACAACUGCUCCAAUUCUUUCACAAGAGAAGCACUGUAACCCGAUGUUUGCAAGCUACUCGAACACAAAGACUGGCCAAUCUCCAGCUUUUGUAUCCAAAAUUGUGGCUAACUUCCCAAAGGACAAGGCUUUUCGCACUUGUCCGACCAACCCAACAGGCGGCUUUCCUGUGAGCAUUUGCAAGAUGAUAAUGCCAAACGACUCUUCCAUUAGCCUCUUCGUUAAAUACCACCCUGCAGAUUCCGAAGUCGCAUAUCUUGGAGUCGAGAAGUACGUUUUCGGGUUUGAGAUCGCCGUGAAGUAUCCUUUCGGGUUUUAUGGAGUGCAAGAAACAGAGGGCACUGGAGAUUUCAGCUAUAAUCCGAGUUCGAGUCACCCAAGACAAAGGAGACAGAUACACCCGUUGUUCCCACCUUGUCUCAGCCUGAAACUCUCGGAGAAACAGAACGUGGCUGAUUCCAGUUCUGACAAAGAGAACUCUCCCAGCUCAAGCAUACCCUCGCCGGAAAUUCCAACAAGUUCAUUGCAAUUCAAGGACCCUGCGUCUUUCCACCGAUCAAUCCAACACUUAGCUUCCAAUUUCUGCCUUUGGAUCCUCUGUUUCUCAAGCGUAACUCUGCAAUGGACAGUUCCACGAGUU